AAAAAUUAGAUAUAUAUCUUGAACAUGGCCAUUUUGUUUUUCGUUAUGUUGUUUAAUUUACUUGCAAUUAGGUAAAAAUGGUUUUGGCGCUCACGUCAUAAAAUUUGCGUCGCGCGUCAAUCGCUCCGUGCUUUUCACUCACGUGAAAGUCAUAAUUCGGCGUCUCAUUUGCGCUUCGAAUUUUAUCCAUAUCGUACCGACGCGCUGCGCGCUCUUAAUGCAUCGCUUUAGUGAAUAUUAAGAACGCUAGUCUUGGCCGAUCAAGGGGAAUCGCAAUGUCAUACGAUUAGAAUUUUAGAGACUUCUUUGAUCACUGCCUGUCCACUACUUCAUUUGUCAGUCAGCUGUAGGAACUACCGCAUGCAUUUUUAAUGUUUGUUUUUACCAUUAUGGAUUCAUUGAACAUAUCGUAAUGUCACCGAAUAUAUAUAGUACAAAUACAUUACAACGUAUUUAAAUGUUAUCGUGCUGUUUUAUAUUUGACGAGAAUGUUGUUUCAUAACAUAAAUGUGGUGGCAGCAGUGCUGUCGGCGUUGUUAUUAUUAGCAGGUUAUACGGAAUCUGCGAACAUUUUACACGUUAUACCUUUUUCAGCAAUGUCUCAUUACAUAUUUCUAAGACAUAUUGGAUUGGAAUUGGCUCAAAGAGGUCAUAAUGUGACCGUAAUCACGACACACACAGAGAAAAAUCCACCGUCCAAUUAUUACCAAGUCCAAGUGCAAAAAAAACAAAUUUGGGAACUGAUAGGGGGCGAGAGACCAAAUAUUUUUGAUAUGGCUGAGUUAUCUUCUGAGGAAUUUCAUCAUAAAGUAGUUUGGCCGGGUGGACUCGCCUUUACGGAGCUGACAUUAAAUUCAUCUGACGUUCAAGAAUUCUUAAAGAAAGACAAUACGUUUGACUUAGUUAUAUGUGAACAGUUUGUCCAGGAAGCUUUGUACACGCUCGCAUCUAAAUACAAUGCUCCUUUGGUAAUAAUAUCAACGUUUGGAAACUGUAUGAGACAUAAUAUCAUGACACGGAAUCCUCUCCAAUUGGCCACAGUUCUGGCAGAAUAUUUGAAAUUAAAUAAUCCUGGCAAUUUUUGGGGACGCCUGAGGAACCUGUAUUUUACCGUCUACGAAUACCUUUGGUGGAGAUAUUGGUAUCUUGAGAAGCAAGAGGACCUCGUUAAAAAGUAUUUGCCAGAUUUGAUCGGUAAAACCCCAAGUUUGUAUGAAAUGCAGAAAAAUGCUUCUUUAAUGCUAAUAAAUAGUCACUUCAGUUUCGAUACUCCUACUGCAUAUUUACCAAAUAUAGUUGAAAUCGGUGGAAUGCAUGUCAGAAAGAGUAAUAAAAGCCUACCAGAUGAUUUACAAAAGCUUUUGGACGAAUCGAAACAUGGAGUGGUAUACAUGAGUUUUGGUUCCAAUAUCAGAAGUGCAGAAUUGCCAGAGCAUAAAAAGAAAGCAUUUUUAAACGUUUUCAAGGAACUUAAGCAGACUGUUUUGUGGAAGUGGGAGGAGGAUGUAUUGGAAGGAAAACCAAAGAAUUUGUUUACGGGUAAAUGGUUACCACAACAAGAAAUUAUUGCACAUCCGAAUAUCAAGCUCUUUAUAACUCACGGAGGCUUAAUAGGUAUGCAAGAGGCAAUAUAUAAUGGAGUACCUAUUGUAGGUGUACCAAUAUUCAGCGAUCAAUACAAUAACGUACUCCUUGCUGAAGAAGUGGGUGUCGGAAAAUUACUGCACUAUAACGAUUUCAAUGAAGAUACGUUAAACAAAACUAUUAACGAAAUACUGAACAAUGACUCGUACUUGAAAACAGCAAGAGAAGUACAAAAAAGAUGGAACGAUAGACCGAUGAGUCCCUUAGACACAACGAUAUUUUGGUUAGAAUAUGUAAUAAGAAACAAAGGUGCUGAAUAUAUGAAGAACCCAGCAAGAAAUAUGAAUUGGUUUGAGUAUACUAUGUUGGACGUUUAUGCAUUUAUACUACUUAUCAUAGUAGCUGUUUUAGCCUUUUUUUUGAAACUAAUACUAAUUGUCAGGGCUAUUGUAUAUGGUAAUCAGACUAAUAAAAUGACAAAAAGAAAAAAGAGGUUGUGAAAUAUAAGAACAUUUAGAUUAUACUAGUUUACCAUUAUUUUACGGAAUAGGGAUGAUAAAUAGGUUUGAAUAUAUUGAUUUUUAUGAAACAUUCGGGUAAAUAAGGUCAAUGUUAACUAAUUUAUACAUAAAAAGCAAAGAUUGACUGGAUAUUUACAAAACAAAUAAGAUUAUCAAAUUUCAAUAUCUAUCAAAAAUCUUUUAUCGUAAUUAGAUGAAAAUUCAUAGUUUUAUUUAAAUCCCUGUAGCUAAAAAAUUAAUGAUCGCAGAUAUCCUGUUACUCUUACAAAAUUGCUUUACUAUUAGCAUACUCUUGAUUUAUAUAUAAUUCAAAAAACUGUGAUCAUCCCUAUUGCAAUUUUUUAAAUUCCUGUUAUAUUUUACCUUUAUAUUCCUGUUAUAUUUCCUUACAGGAACUAUAAGCGUUUUAUAGUUUUUGUACGUCAUUUCAUUUUUGUACGUCAAGCGGAUUCGAUAUUUCGUGAUGACCUUUUGCUUUUAUAUAUUUAGAUAUAGAUGUAGAUUAAGUUUAUAAAAUAAAUAUGUAAUUAUUUAUAAUGAUGAUAUAUUAUUAAGCCUAUAUAACUUGGUGAAAAUAUAACAUUCUAUUGAUAAAAGAAUUUUCAAAAUCGUUCAGUAGAUCCAGAUCCUCUCUAUAAUAUUAGUAAAGACCAGCCGAACCGCGGUUUCAUCUUCGUAGUUCUCGGUCAUAUGGGAAUAAGGUAUAAAAUAUGGCCUAUGAUCAUCAGGAAUAAUGUAGGAUUCUACUUAAUGGUGAAAGCAAUUUUUCAAAUCAGUCCAGUAGUGUCAGAGCCUACUUAUUGCAAACAAAAAAACAAACAAAUCUUUCCUCUUUAUAUAGACAUACUCGUAAAUAAGUUACAACAUAACAACAGUGUAGUAUUCUUCGAUAACGAUGCAUUUUGUAGAUAUUGGCGAAUUCAGUUGUAAAAUCUUAUCUUAAAAUUGUAAAAGAUUUAUCAUGAAAUGUUCGUAAGAGAUUGUAUCACUUUUAUUAUUAGAGAUAACCUUGUACAUAUUUAUUUAAAACUAGCGCACGCCCGCGACCUCGUCCGCCCUUAGACCCUUUAAUCCAACCCUUACAGUAGUAUCUCCCGUU
Bicyclus anynana (squinting bush brown) is the source of this 3204-nucleotide messenger RNA. Its product is annotated as UDP-glycosyltransferase UGT5. Lineage: Eukaryota; Metazoa; Arthropoda; Insecta; Lepidoptera; Nymphalidae. Gene Ontology annotation, molecular function: UDP-glycosyltransferase activity. The coding region runs from base 489 to 2084 and encodes 531 amino acids. The record is from RefSeq and is a predicted model, not a curated record. The transcript has 5 exons.